UAUGACCCUUAAGAUUCCUAAACCCAAAAACUUGUACGAUUCUUGUCGUUCGUAGUUUCCCAGUUCCACAGCGUUCCGCGAAACAAACCAGAGACCAAGAAAGAGUGCUUACCUGAAAUUGAAUUCAAUGGCGACGAGAAAUCGAACAAUAGAAUUUAGAAAACACAGAGACGCCGUGAAGAGCGUGCGCGCUCCUCUAUCCUCCUCGGCAUCUGCCUCCACCGGCCCCGUCAUCGAAAUGGUUACCACUUCGCUUCUUCCUCCCAAUCGAUCCUCCUCCUAUGCUCUUCUAAGCACACAGGAACCUGCUCCAUCCACUUCUAGGGAUGCGUUUACUGUGGGGUUGCCGCCAUCUUGGGUGGAUGAUUCUGAAGAAAUAGCUACGAACAUACAACGUGCUAGGGUUAAAAUUUCUGAGUUAACCAAAGCUCAUGCGAAGGCUUUGAUGCCAUCCUUUGGGGAUGGCAAAGAGGAUCAGCGUCAUAUUGAGACUCUCACCCAGGAAAUUACGUCUCUCCUCAGAAAGUCUGAAGUGAGGCUCAGAAGACUUUCUGCUGCUGCUGGAUCUUCUGAGGAUUCUAAUGUUAGGAAAAAUGUGCAGCGUUCCCUUGCUACAGAUCUUCAGAACCUGUCAAUGGAUCUCCGGCGAAAACAGUCAGCAUAUUUGAAACGUUUGCAGCAGCAACAAGAGGGUUAUGAUGGGAUUGACUUGGAGAUGAGCUUUACUGGGAGCAAAUUUGGAUCGCAAAAUGAUGAAUUCAGUGAUGUGGGUUUUAGUGAAGAGCAAAUGACAAAGCUAAAGAGAAGUGAGCAGUUCUCAGAGGAAAGGGAAAGAGAGAUUGAACAGGUUGUCAAAUCAGUCCAUGAGCUUGCUCAAAUCAUGAAGGAUCUCUCUGUCCUUGUGAUAGACCAGGGAACAAUUGUGGAUAGAAUUGACUACAACAUUCAGAGUGUUUCUACAUCCGUUGAAGAGGGUCUUAAGCAGUUGCAAAAGGCAGAGAGAACACAGAAAAAAGGAGGGAUGGUUAUGUGUGCAACAACACUUGUUAUAAUGUGCUUUGUCAUGCUAGUUCUCUUGAUACUCAAGGAGAUCCUCUUCUAGUCAUUACUUUACUGAGCACUUUACUGGCCGGCAUCAUGUUGAUUCUUCCGUUCGAUGUGAAUCAAAUUGUAUUCUGUAUAAAGAAGACUAGUAUCAUUGGCACUAUGAUAAUGCACUUCAGGUAUGGGGAUUUGCUUUUGAAGUUCCUUUGGCUAAAAUGAUUGGCUCCUUAUUGAGAGGCAAAUUGGGGAUGGCACUGUACAGCAUCCCUUCGUGCAAACAUUGGUAUUAGUUUUAACAAAUCCUGUAAAGAGGGGAUUUUCAGAAAGUUCAUCUCGCACUGGCCAAUUUUUUAAGAAAAAAAAGAAAGUAGUGUAGACUUAAUUUCGUGUUCAAAGAUAGAUCCUGUAUAAAGACGAAGACGAAGUAGAAGGGCAACUUGUUGUAUACAUCCCAAGAGUCAUCAAACAUGUUGAUAUUUUGUAAAACUGUUUUUUCUUUUUCUAUUUACCACUUUACAUGAAAGCACGUUUUCUACCAUUGUUUAUAUUCCGCUACUAGGAGAGAAAAAAAAAAAUCAAAGUUAUAGUGUGAUUCAGCCUUA
Molecule: messenger RNA, 1646 nt
Organism: Glycine soja
Lineage: Eukaryota; Viridiplantae; Streptophyta; Magnoliopsida; Fabales; Fabaceae
Product: syntaxin-43-like
Exons: 8
Coding region: 128-1102 (324 amino acids)
Biological process (GO): intracellular protein transport; vesicle-mediated transport; vesicle fusion
Cellular component (GO): membrane; endomembrane system; SNARE complex
Molecular function (GO): SNARE binding; SNAP receptor activity
Source: RefSeq, a predicted model, not a curated record